Molecule: messenger RNA, 1572 nt
Organism: Chanos chanos (milkfish)
Lineage: Eukaryota; Metazoa; Chordata; Actinopteri; Gonorynchiformes; Chanidae
Gene: gcnt4a
Product: glucosaminyl (N-acetyl) transferase 4a
Exons: 3
Coding region: 168-1466 (432 amino acids)
Cellular component (GO): membrane
Molecular function (GO): acetylglucosaminyltransferase activity
Source: RefSeq, a predicted model, not a curated record
GCCUUAGCUAGCAAAGAGGUCAGCAAUUAUUUAAAUUAUAUAUCCUGAGUUGACCAAGGAGGACGACUGCUCCCAACUGCAGCGGUUGUUAAGUAGUGAUUGGGAAACAGUUUUGAUGGCGAGUGACAAAAAGAAUAGAAUGUUGAGGACAUUGUCAGUGUGCAAGAAUGAAAAUAAGAUGUACUUCCGUGAAUAAGCUGAAAUGCACUUUCUGCCUGUUUUCUGCAUCACUUUUCCUUGGUUGUCUGCUGAAGCUGGUCUUCGUAAGAUUUCUCAUAAAGAAAAGUUUUUACAUCGGUCCCUAUGGAAUUACAGAAAGAUGGUUUGGAUCUUAUCACAACCAGUAUGACAUUAACUGCACUGCCAUUUAUCAGAUGGACCCAGUGGAAAUUGGCAAAUCUUUGGAGAUAAGACAACAAGAAAUUAUAGAGUUGGAUGAUAAGAGCAUUGCAGCUUUGGCAGAAGACUGCUCAAAAUACACUGAGUCAAGGGGUUACAAUGACAUCUCAGUAACUGAUGAGGAGAGGCAGUUCCCACUGGCCUACUCUUUGGUAGUGCACAAAAACAUAGCUAUGGUGGAAAGGAUUCUGCGAGCCAUCUAUGCGCCCCACAACAUAUACUGCAUUCAUUAUGACCAGAAAUCUUCCAAAGCUUUCAUUGCAGCGGUGAAGAAUUUAGUCAAGUGUUUCCCCAACUUGUUCAUUGCCUCCAAACUGGAGUCGGUCCAGUAUGCACACAUCACGAGGCUUAAAGCAGAUCUCAGCUGCCUGUCGGACUUGGAGAGGUCAGGAGUAAAGUGGAAGUAUGUCAUCAAUUUGUGUGGCCAAGACUUCCCGCUCAAGCCCAACUAUGAGCUGGUGUCAGAAUUCAAGAAGCUGAAUGGGGCCAACAUGCUUGAGACAAGCCGGCCUAGCGAGCUGAAGAAACAGAGGUUCACUUUUCAGCAUGAGCUCAAAAACGUGCCUUAUGAGUACCAACAGAUGCCGGUCAUAACCACCCGGGCUAAAGCCCCACCUCCGCAUAACAUUGAGAUGUUUAUUGGCAGUGCCUAUUUUGUCCUGUCCCGUGAGUUUGUGACUUACAUUCAGAGCAGUCAGCUGGUAAAGGACUUCUUGGAAUGGUCAGCUGAUACUUACUCGCCAGAUGAGCACUUCUGGGCAACCCUGGCGCGGGUGCCAGGGGUUCCAGGAGAAACACUCAGAUCUGCGCCUGAUGUCACAGACCUGAAAAGCAAGACACGACUGGUGAAAUGGAGCUAUCUAGAAGGGCACCUCUACCCACCCUGCACCGGAACACAUUUGAGAAGUGUGUGUAUUUAUGGUACAGCAGAGCUGAGGUGGCUUCUGGAUUAUGGUCACUGGUUUGCAAACAAAUUUGAUCCCAAAGUUGAUCCUGUUCUCAUAAAGUGCUUAGAAGAGAAACUUCAGGAAAAGCGAAUUAGACAUUUGUUGAAGUAUGAAAAGUGAGGAAUGAUGUGUUUUUCAUUAUUUAUUUUGAGUUCAUUAUUUACUGUGACUUAUUGAAUGUUUUUUGUAUUAAUCCUGAGCAAAAUGACAAGUAAAAUAUUCCUAG